CUAUUAUGCUAUUUCCCUGUUGAUCAAAAAUCCCCAUCUGAUCUGCACUGCUGUUUGGGUCUGAAAUGUAUUUUCAUAGCAGCAGUCCAGUGAUUGCAAAAGGUUAUGGUGAAAGUGCAGAUGGCCCUAAAUCUCACCUGAGGAGCAGAGUCAUGGGUGUGCUACACCAGUGCACCUCAAGAUACGCUGUCAGGUGUUGACAAGCACCUUCAAGCUGAUUUUAAUCCAAAAUUACGUCAAAUGUUGCUGGUGGGCGUUGUCCAAGUUUAUCAGCAACCACCAACUGAACAUUCAAGUAUUUACUCUUUGAGUUUCCUCUAGAUUCUAUCAGUCAUUGCAAAACUUUUGAAGACACUUGAAUGUGGACAAUGAUGGUCUUUACCUUCCCCUCCAUUAACAGACAGGCCAGACUCAGAGUAUCUGGGGGUGAGGCCAGAAUAACCUUCUUUUGCCAGUGGGAAUACUUGGCCAGUGUAGUGGUGGGAUUUGGAAGUGAUGUAGCAUCUGGUUCAGGAAAGCUACCAUGCCCAAGGCUACUGGGAUGUUGCUUGGGCUAUGUCACAGCAGGGAAAGUGGUGUUGGACCCAAAGCCUUCAUCCUGGUGAGCUCCUGCCUGUUGUGAAAUACCCCCACAAGGUGUUUUCACUGGUGCUCGUUUCUCCUGCGCCAGUAGGAGCUGUUUCGGGCUGUGGUUGGGUAACCUGGGUUUGCAGCUCCUGUCACAGCUGAAAGGUCUCCCCAGCUCUUACCUACCUCCCAUCCUUGGUAUUUUGCUCCCACUGAUGAGCAGCAAGGGAUAAGUGUGGAUAAGUAAUCAUCUCCCUGCUGCACUCCCAGGAGGCUACAUCAGUAAGUGUGGGGUGGGAAGGGAGGAGCCACUUCCCUCACCCGGGAGAAUGGAAGUCCUAUAUCUCCUGCGCCUGCUCCUCACCACUGCCAUGCUGGGCCUCUCUCAGACCGUGAACCCCUUCAUGGCCCAGCAGACCCUUCCGGACCCUUGCUACGAUGAGAGUGGUGCUCCUCGCCGCUGCAUCCCUGAAUUCGUCAAUGCCGCCUUCGGGAAGGAGGUCCAAGCCUCCAGCACGUGUGGGAAGCCCCCAACGCGGCAUUGCAACGCCUCGGACCCGCGCCGAGCCCACCCGCCUGCCUACCUGACCGACCUCAACACCGCAUCCAAUAUGACAUGCUGGCGCUCUGAGACCCUCCACCACUCACCCCAGAAUGUCACCCUCACCCUCUCCCUCGGCAAGAAGUUUGAGGUGGUCUAUGUCAGCCUCCAGUUCUGCUCUCCUCGGCCAGAAUCCACCGCCAUCCUCAAGUCCAUGGACUACGGCAAGACCUGGGUGCCAUACCAGUACUACUCUUCCCAGUGCCGUAAGAUCUAUGGCAAGCCCAGCAAAGCCACCGUCACCAAGCAGAAUGAGCAGGAGGCCCUCUGCACUGAUGGCCUCACCGACCUCUACCCGCUCACCGGCGGGCUCAUCGCCUUCAGCACCCUUGAUGGGCGACCCUCUGCCCAGGACUUCGACAGUAGCCCUGUGCUCCAGGACUGGGUGACAGCCACCGACAUCCGUGUGGUCUUCAGCCGCCCGCACCUCUUCCGCGACCUGGGCAGCCGCGAUGCUGGGGAGGACGAGGGGGGCACCAGCUCCACCCCGUAUUACUACGCGGUAGGGGAGCUGCAGGUCGGUGGGCGCUGCAAGUGCAAUGGGCAUGCAGCGCGCUGUGUGAAGGACAAGGAGCAGAAGCUGGUGUGUGACUGCAAGCACAACACUGAGGGGCCCGAGUGCGACCGCUGCAAGCCCUUCCACUAUGAUCGACCCUGGCAGCGAGCCACAGCUCGUGAGGCCAAUGAGUGUCUGGCCUGUAACUGCAACCUGCACGCCCGGCGCUGCCGCUUCAACAUGGAGCUGUACAAGCUCUCAGGCAGGAAGAGUGGCGGUGUGUGCCUCAACUGUCGGCACAACACCGCGGGGCGGCACUGCCACUACUGCAAGGAGGGCUUCUACCGGGACCUCAGCAAGUCCAUCACAGACCGCAAGGCCUGCAAAGCUUGUGACUGCCACCCUGUUGGCGCAGCCGGCAAGACCUGCAACCAGACGACGGGGCAGUGCCCAUGCAAGGACGGCGUGACAGGUCUCACCUGCAACCGCUGUGCUAAGGGCUACCAGCAGAGCCGCUCACCAGUGGCCCCCUGCAUCAAGAUCCCUGCCAUCAACCCCACCUCCCUGGUCACCAGCACAGAGGCGCCUGCGGACUGUGACUCCUACUGCAAGCCAGCCAAGGGCAACUACAAGAUUAACAUGAAAAAGUACUGCAAGAAGGACUAUGUGGUCCAGGUGAACAUCCUCGAAAUGGAGACGGUGGCCAACUGGGCCAAGUUCACCAUCAACAUCCUCUCUGUCUACAAGUGCCGUGACGAGCGGGUCAAGCGUGGUGACAACAUCUUGUGGAUCCACCUGAAAGACCUGUCCUGCAAGUGCCCCAGGAUCCAGAUCAGCAAAAAGUACCUGGUCAUGGGGAUCAGUGAAAACUCCACUGACAGGCCGGGACUGAUGGCUGACAAGAACAGCCUUGUCAUCCAGUGGCGGGACGCCUGGACACGCCGCCUUCGGAAACUGCAGCGGCGGGAGAAGAAGGGAAAGUGUGUGAAGCCCUGAGGGGUUUCCACACUUCCAUCCCACCCCCUGCUCAGUCCCAGCCUGGCUGUGCGCUGCCAAACUGCACCCAGAGACUCUGUACAUAUAUAUAGUGUGAACAGACUCUUCUGUCUAUAGUGUAUAUUUUGGCAAUGGUUUCCCCUCGUGUGCACGUGUGGUGCGCAUGUGGGCCUCUUCCUCUAAGUGUGUAUUAAAAAUAACACAGUAAUGACAAACCUUUAA
Messenger RNA from Neopsephotus bourkii (Bourke's parrot), 2882 nucleotides. RefSeq names its product netrin 3 (gene NTN3). The transcript has 7 exons. The record is from RefSeq and is a predicted model, not a curated record. Gene Ontology annotation, molecular function: protein binding. NCBI's taxonomy places the organism in Eukaryota, Metazoa, Chordata, Aves, Psittaciformes, Psittacidae. Bases 897 to 2660 code for a protein of 587 amino acids.